AUGGAGCGGGCUCAAUUCGGUGGAACGUCAAAUGUCAUGAAUAACGAAGUCUCUUAUGGAAAUAUGGGGCCGUUAAGUAGGGCAUCAAUCGAAGAGGAUGAAAGAAGCAAUGACUCGGGAGGUGAAGAACAAUAUAGUGCACCAGUUGAUAGUAUGCAAUUUGUUACCCAAGAUGUCGAAGAUAAUCCGGAAUGGCCUGAUGAGGCUUACGUUAAUAAUGACUACGUUGAGUAUGAAGAACCACCCCCCGACGAGUUUGAAGAUGAUGAGUGGAUUCGUUCUUCCACAGUAAAAGAUAUGUGCAUCGGUGAAAGUUCAACUCGUAGAGGAGAUGAUGACGCCCCCUUUAAAGUUGGUGAUUUAUUCGAGACUAAAGACCAAUUGGUUGAUGCUAUUCGUGAAUACUCUUUCGAAAAGAAUUUCAAGUUCAAGCAAGUUAAAAGCAAUCGCACAAGUUAUGAUGCAAUAUGUUUUAUGAACACACAAAGAACAGGUCUGACCGAGGGAAAUGAAGCUGAUUACUCAUGUCCUUGGAAGUUAUAUGCAUUUGCAGGAAAGAAACACAAUUUUCAAUUUAGGAUCAGUGAAUACUGCGGUGUUCACACAUGUGUCAAUCCAAUAUUAGAGCAAGAUCACAGUGGUGCAUCUGCCUCUUACAUAGCGCGGUUGAUUAUGCCAAAAUUAAGGAAGAAGCUUGAUCUAACGCCCGAUAAUAUAAUUGAGAAAGUGCUUGAUACCAAGUUCAUUAAAAUCUCGUAUAUUAAAGCAUGGAAUGCAAGAAGAAUUGCGAUGACAAAAAUAUUUGGUGAUUGGGACAAGUCUUACGCGACACUAGCUCAAUAUCUUGAUGCGAUCAAAAGAAGUAAUCCUGGAUCUGAAUACAAACUCAUAACCAAAGAGAUCGAUCCGGGAGUUCAUCAAUUCACCUCCGUUUUUUGGGUAUUUGGGCCUUCUAUUGAGGGGUUUAAAUUUUGUCGGCCUAUUCUUAGCAUUGAUGGCACACACUUAUACGGUAAAUACAAGGGUGUACUGCUUGUUGCUACAGGAGUUGAUGCAGAUGGUGGCUUAUUUCCUUUGGCCUUCGCCGUUGUGGAGGUCGAGAACAGUGAAAAUUGGGAGUGGAUGAAAGGUAUUCCAAAAGCAUUGUGGAGGAGAUUUGGCUCUCAUCACCAUCAUCGCUAUUGCUUACGACACAUUAGAGCUAACUUCAAAAAGAGCUUUAGUCAGAUUCAUUUACAAAACCUUCUGUGGCAAGCGGGUUGUACGCCGGAAACAUAUGUGUAUGAUCGGAUACGCGAUCAAAUCAAGGCAACAUCUCAAGCUGCACAUGAUUGGAUUGAGAGAAGUCUGGGCAGUGAUUACGUCGACCGGUGGGCACUCAGUAAAGAUGGAGGGAAUCGGUUCUGCAUGAUGACAACCAAUUGUUCUGAAAGCUUCAACGGGGUACUUAAGGGGGCUCGGGCAAUGCCCAUACAGGCGUUGGUUGCGAGGACAUUUUAUAGGCUCAAUUACUAUUUUGUCAAGCGGCGAGAGGAUGGAGCAAUGUGGGCCUCGUUCUUGACACCAAAAAAUGAGGCGAUUUUAGAGGCUCGAGUUAAGCAGGCGAGAGGCACGAAGAUUGUUAGAUUUGCUGUAGAUGAAUGGGAGGUUACAGACAAACAUGGUCACAAUUACACCGUCAAUUUGGGAGGUGCACAUUGCACAUGCACCUGUAACAUACCAGAAUUGCAAAAAUUGCCUUGUCCACAUGUCAUAGCGGUUACGUCCAAGCAAUCGGGGGGUGCAAAUAUUUCGUAUUACACAUACGCUUCUGAGUGGUAUCAAUCAAGCAACUAUAGAGAGGCAUAUAAGCAGUGUUUCCACCCCGUACAUGAUAGUCGUUAUUGGCCACACUAUAACGGGCCGCAUGUGGUGCCUCCAAGCUAUAAGAGACAAGCCGGACGCCCACGAUCAGUACGCUUAAAAGGAAGUAUGAGUUUUCCAAGUAAAUGUGGGCUGGAAUGGGGUCUGCAAAAUGGUCGGGGUUGGGAACCCCGACCAUUUUGUGCACCCACACUGGCAUCGUGCCUGGGCUCUGCUAAAUGGUCGGGGUUGGCAACCCCGACCAUUUCGUCCUGA
Asparagus officinalis (garden asparagus) is the source of this 2118-nucleotide messenger RNA. RefSeq lists its product as uncharacterized. Gene Ontology annotation, molecular function: zinc ion binding. The coding region runs from base 1 to 2118 and encodes 705 amino acids. Lineage: Eukaryota; Viridiplantae; Streptophyta; Magnoliopsida; Asparagales; Asparagaceae. The record is from RefSeq and is a predicted model, not a curated record. The transcript is spliced from 3 exons.